ACAGACACAAGUUCAUCUGUGCAGGUUUUCGGGUUGUGUACGUUUCCUGAACAACAUAAACUUCGUUUUUCCCUUCAAACCUGUAAAGAUGAAGUUUAGAAGCUCGCUGAUGAUUACAGUGAUGCUGUUUAGGGUGUUUCUAUGCAAUGAAGAUUGUAUAAAGCAAAAGUGCAACGAUUGUACAAAGCAAAAGUGCAGCGAUUGUACAAAGCAAAAGUGCAGCGAUUGUAUAGAGCAAAGCUGCAGAGAUUGUAUAAAGCAAAAGUGCAGCGAUUGUGCAAAGUUAUUCUCCAAGAAAUGUAUAAAGAAAUUCUGCAGCGGUCCAAGUGACAAUCAAACCUCUCCAAUAGAAUACAUAAACUGUGCUGAUUGUGUGGACAAAUGCAAGGACUUUGGUGAAAGUGAUGACGUGUGCCUGGAUUUGUGUUCUGAUAUUUGCUCACCUUGUUCACUGAGUUCAGACUGUAAACGAAUUCUACUGAUUAAUGGAGGAUUUACUGGACAAAUACAAAGCACCUAUACAAACCAGACUUGUGUAAAUAAUAGUACUGACUCCAUUUGCAAGAAUAUGUUUAACGGAUCAUCACCAUUCAACAUUUCAACCUGCAUUUUAUCAUUUGAUACACAAAAUGGAACAAAUGGAGACUGCAGUUUCUUAGACAGUGGUGUGUGGUUAGUGAACAACACUGAAAACAACACCCUACAGAUCAACAUCACCAGGAACCGAACCAUUAGACCCCAAACCCCCAUCUGCUUCGUGAAAGGAGCUCAGAGCUGCCUGCAGAUAAAUGAUGCAUACAAUUGCACUCAAGCUAAAGGUGGACCUACUCCCUGUGAGAACAUGACCUGUGUGGAUCCCACAAAGAUUUGUGAGAGUGCUGUAUAUAUUCAGAACUGCAGCGGAAACGAUUCAAAUGAUGACAUCAUCAGUUUAACAGGAGUGUCUGCAGAGUGCCGCAAGUGUGGAAAUGCCUUUCACAAAACAGAAGGAAACGUAGUGAUUAAUUUUACGCUGCCUACAGACUCCAACAGUAAUUGCAGCUAUUUUGAAGAGAUGAAGACACUAAAUAAAAUGAUUUUAGAUGUGAUGGGGAAUAAAUCCUCAGUGUCCGUCUCUAUGAACGACAUUAAGGGUAUUUUUGUGAAACAGCAAAACAAGGAAGACUUUAAUCCCAUCUACUUUAUAUACUCCACAAAAGCCAACUUUAAUAUCAUUGAGGAUAAAACCCAGAUGCAGAAUUUUGAAAGGACGUUUUCUGUCCCGAAGGAGGCUUUCGAAAAAGCCAUGAAUAUAAGCAACGAGACACUUUUUGCAUCCUUGUUACGAUUUCCCAGUUUUCCAAAGGACUAUAAGAACAGCACGCUGCUAAAUAAUGAGGUUUACUCCAUCGACAUGGGAAAAGAAAUAGCAAAUCUCACCAACACCUUUAAUCUCACCUUCAGGGACAUUUCACCGAAUUCCGCAGAUCUUGUAUGCAACUCUUGGGAUGGACGAGGGGCAACUCCGAACUGGACGACUGAUGGAUGUAACACUUCUUAUAUUAAUGGCCAAGUAACCUGCUUAUGCCAGCACUUAACCUUCUUCGCCGUGUUGAUGACUCUUCCAAAUGCAAAUAUUUCAACCUCCGACCUCAAUAAUCUCACCUUCAUCACCUCCAUUGGCUGUGGCCUGUCCCUCUUCUUCCUCAGCGUAGCUCUGUUCAUGCACUUCAUUUUAAGGCGAGGCAAAGCCAGUGCUUCAGUGCACAUCCUCAUCAACCUGUUCGUGGCCCUGUUUCUGCUCAACCUCAGCUUCCUGGUUAAUGAGUCUGUAGCUAGAACAGGGGACAUGAUCGGCUGUAAGUUAAUGGCAGGGACGAUGCAUUACUUCAUGCUAUCCACUUUCACAUGGUUCGGACUGCAGGCACUGCAUCUGUGUUUACAGCUCACACAGAAUGUGGCCAGUAUCCAGAAUUACGUCACCAAAUUGUGCAUCGCCGGCUGGGUGCCUGCUGCCCUGGUGGUGACGGGCAUUUUCAUUUCUCAUAAAUAUGACUUGGAGUUUAUCGUCUCUGAUACAGGAAAAACAGUCUCAAUGUGCUGGAUCACUGAUCCAAACUUGCACUACGUAGUAAACAUUGGCUACUACUCUGCCAUCUUCCUCUUCACCUUCCUCACCUUCGUGGUGAUGCUGCGCUGGCUCUGGCUGCUCAGACGUAAAUCCCCCACCGUCACCAGUUCAGUAAAAAGAUCAAGACCCUCAGACGCUCUGACCAUCAUGGGCCUGUGCUGCAUUCUGGGACUGAGCUGGGGCUUUGCUUUCUUCGCCUACGGCCCAAUGCGAAUCCCUGCCUACUACAUCUUUUCCGUCCUCAACUCCUGUCAGGGUCUCUUCCUGUUUGUUUAUUAUUACAAGUCCAGUAGGCUGGUUGAUGAAGCUGAAACAUUGGAGACAGAAAGCAGCACCACCACGGUGGUGGAAAACCCAUACAACCCAUACUGCAAACCAAAAAUGUUCUAAAUCCACGAUCAGCGGACGAGGGUCAAAGCACAAUGCUCUGAAUUGAAAUACUGAAAUAUACUUAAUAUUGAAAUUAAGAUUUACUACGUUCACUAGUAUAGUGUCUUCUCUCUCUCACGAUCUCUAUGAUUUUAUUUUCAACAUGUAAGAUUAAUUAAUAAAUAAUAAACAUAGAAGUUUAUUUUUAAUAUUGUGUUUAUUUAUGUUCAUUUUCAUUACAUUUAUCUAAUCUUAUUUUUCGGUUGCUCUGUAGUGUUUGUGAGCUUACAAGGAAGUUUAGAAGAGAAUGAUUAAUGGUCAAUAAGACACAACAGUGGCUAUUGUUUAUAUUUCUCCACUUUAUUCCACAACUCAUGGUGUUCUAGCUAUGUACAGUAGUUUUAAUGAUGUUACCAACAUUUACUUUGUAUUUCCUUAUUGCAUAAAAUUAUAAUGUUAUUCCAUUAGUCUGUGUUUUAAUCUGGAUUUUUCUGUCAGAAUAAAGUCAAGUGAAAAAUG
This is a messenger RNA of Tachysurus vachellii, 2998 nucleotides long. RefSeq names its product adhesion G protein-coupled receptor G11 (gene adgrg11). Bases 89 to 2500 code for a protein of 803 amino acids. The transcript has 30 exons. Gene Ontology annotation, molecular function: G protein-coupled receptor activity. Gene Ontology annotation, cellular component: membrane. NCBI's taxonomy places the organism in Eukaryota, Metazoa, Chordata, Actinopteri, Siluriformes, Bagridae. Gene Ontology annotation, biological process: adenylate cyclase-activating G protein-coupled receptor signaling pathway; cell surface receptor signaling pathway. The record is from RefSeq and is a predicted model, not a curated record.